Molecule: messenger RNA, 1056 nt
Organism: Blumeria graminis f. sp. triticale
Lineage: Eukaryota; Fungi; Ascomycota; Leotiomycetes; Helotiales; Erysiphaceae
Source: the annotation of a GenBank genome assembly
AUGGACCAUUUACUCAGGGAGAGCAGAAACGAGAAAAUGACUGACACCAGUCAAAGAAAUAAUCACCCAACCGAACGAGAAGCAUCGUUGGGUUAUCGGAAAAGUUUAUCGAAUAGUAUCCUUUCUAAAUUUUACCUCCUCAGGGCUAGCGGAGAUGAUAUGAAUUCAUCAACGGAGAACAAUCCCACUAACUCUGACACAACAAAUGAACGUGCAUUCUCCAAAAAGUCAACACGGGCGAUGGCUGUUGCUGUUGAACAAAAAACCAGACGACGUAAAGGAUCCCUGCGGAAGGCUGCACUGCUGGGACGUGGUGCUUUAAGGGAGCGAAAGGAAUCAAGACCCUUUUCAUUCGAAAACAAAAACGAAUCUGCAAAUAAUAUGAUGGGUUUGCUCAGUCCCAUAUCAUCUGAAGAUGAGCCAUCAUUCCCCAACCUAGGACUUGGGAUCUCAGAUAUAGCUACAAGAAAAGAGUCAUCUAGUGGAGAUUAUAAUACUCUUGCCUCCUCAGUUACAACGCUUCCGAUGGGAAAGACUGAUCAGCCUUUAUCGUUGCCUACGUCGAAGAUGAGUCCAACACUAUCUUACACUUCAACUGAUGAGGAAGACAUGUCGGGCUCUUUAGCUCAUAAUACAGCCUUACGCUACUCGUCUGAUUCCUAUUUUCCUCCUAGUGCAGCUUCUGUAUCGCAUCAUCGCUCGGUGCAAAAGGCUAAGUCUCCACUCUCUGCUGUUGGUCUUCCUUCCAACCCUUUACCGGCUUCCGAUGUAGAGUGGGAUUACUCAGAAACAGAAUGGUGGGGGUGGGCGCUACUUAUUUUGACUUGGAUCGUUUUCGUUAUUGGUAUGGGCUCAUGUCUCGGUGUAUGGAGUUGGGCAUGGGAUGUAGGUGAAACGCCAUAUGCUCCUCCAGAACUUGAAGACGACCCAACCCUCCCAAUUGUAGGAUACUAUCCGGCCCUGAUAAUACUAACCUCAGUCAUGGCAUGGGUUUGGGUGAUAGUUGCUUGGGUAGGAAUGAAAUACUUUAGGCAUACAAAUAUCAGCGGUGAAUGA